This is a messenger RNA of Symbiodinium sp. CCMP2456, 1500 nucleotides long. NCBI's taxonomy places the organism in Eukaryota, Dinophyceae, Suessiales, Symbiodiniaceae. The record is from the annotation of a GenBank genome assembly.
AUGAUGCUUUCCCACACCGGAUGCACAAGUGGGACACCGACUCUGGUCGACUACACCAAAGCGAUUCGUGCUUGCCGUGGGCGGUGGGAAAAUGCUGUCGCUCUUCUGGACGAAGCCCGCGCGAGCCGAUUGCAAACAGACAGCAUCGCAUGGGGUGCUACGAUCGACGCGUGCGAGAAGGCUGCGCGCUGGGAGUGGGCACUUUCCCUUUUAGAACAGCAGAUCGCGGAUGGCAUUGAACUCGAUUUGAUUUCAUUCAACUCUGCCGUGAGUGCGUGUGCGAAGGCGGGCAAGGAGAGGUGGUCGUGGCGACUCCUUGGAAGGAUGCAAGGCGACGUUUUGCAGCCGGAUGUAGUCAGCUACACUGCGGUGAUCAGUGCCUGUCAGAAGAGCUCGAACUGGCAGCAGGCCCUGAAGCUCUUUGCUGACAUCUUGCAGGAACCGUUUGCCCUCGGUGUGGUUACAGUCAAUGCUGCCAUCAGCGCCUUGGCCAAUGCACGUAGGUGGCAGCGUGCUCAUCUCCUUCUGGCAGACAUCGGGAAGAUGAGCCUGCAGGCCACAGAGAUCUCCACUGGAGCAGCCAUUCGUUCUUGCGAGAGAACGCAUGUCUGGCCACAAGCUCUAUCUCUGCUGCAUGCUGCGGAACAUCAGCGCCUCGCUGUGAAUGAAGUUGUGAUCGGUGUGGCUGCUAAGGUGUGUGAGAAGUCAGCAAUGUGGCAGCAAGCCUUGCUCCUGCUAAGUGGCAUACGAUCGAAGCAGCUGCGGCCGGACACUAUGCUGUACGGAUCCUUGAUAGGUGCUUGUGGGAAAUCGGCUCAAUGGCAACGGGCACUGUGCUUGUUGAGAGAGGCCGAGCUGGAGCUAUUGCAGCUGAACCUUUUCAUGUACAGCACGGCCAUAAGUGCUUGCGAGCAAGGUGCCGAAUGGCAGCAGGCAUUGUGUCUCCUAGAUACACUUGAGGCCAAGCACACGGGGACCGACACAAUUGCCAUGAAUGCCGCGAUCAGCGCCUGUGCCCGCAAUGGGGAAUGGUGCGCAGCCGUGGAGCUCUUGGCAAGUAUGGAGAGGCAGAAGUUGAUGCCGGAUGAUGUCACAUAUGCCUGUGCAAUACGAGCUUGCGAGGCUGCAGCGAAUUGGGGAGCUGCAGUUAGUCUUCUGGAAGAGUCUCAGCUGAGACAGCUGCCUCCCAACAUUCUGGCCAUCAAUUCUGCUGUCGCAGCCUGCGAGCAGGCAGGAGAGUGGCUCCAUGCUGUGAGUCUUUGUCAAAGAAGUCGAAACAGACGCAUUCAGCUGAACCUGGUAUCCUGCACACUUGCGAUAAAAGCUUGCCAUGCAGCUGCAGUGUGGCAACAGGCCCUUUAUUUCCUGCGAACUUUGCAUGACACCGGGUUGCAAGCAAACAGGGACAGCUACAACUGCUGCAUUAACGCCUGCGAAAUGGCCUCCCAAGUACGGCAAGCACAGCGAAUUCGGGAUGCUAUGGCAGCCGAGGGCUUCUGA